AUGUAUCGUCAAGUGCUCUUGCAUGAAGACGAUCGGCGAUAUCAGCAAAUUCUAUGGCGGAAGGAUGAUAAGAUAGUGACGUUUCAAUUAAAUACGCUCACCUUCGGCGUUGCUUCUUCACCAUUCCUCGCCAUUCACACUUUAAACCAACUGGCGGACGAUGAGCGACAAGAGUUCCCCAGAGCGGCCGAAAUUCUUAAGAAUCAUGUAUACGUAGAUGAUUUAUUAACUGGUGCGGAAACUAUCAAAGACGCUCGAAUGAUUAGGGAUGAAAUAACCGCAUUGUUAGCGCGGAGUGGUUUUACCAUUCGACAGUGGGCGUCUAAUGACACGCGAGUGAUUGAGGAUCUAGCCGACAACGCGUUACACGCGAACUUAACGUUUAAUAGCGAUUGUUCUUUACAAGCAUUGGGGGUAUCGUGGGACACGCGUAACGAUAGUCUAUGUAUCGCAGUACAUUCGAUCGACGAUUCAGAACCGUUAACAAAACGGAGUAUCUUAUCGAGCAUUGCUAAAAUUUUCGAUCCGCUGGGAUUAUUAGGUCCAGUGGUGUUACAUGCUAAACGACUAAUACAGGACGUUUGGAAAUGCGGAACGCAUUGGGAUGAAUCUGUUCCGCAGAGUAUCCACACAGAAUGGUCGGAAUUCACCCGACAAUUAGGUUCACUGCACCGGGUUUCAUUUGAUCGAAAAUUAUUAGUAGAGAAUCGAAAGAACAUUGAGAUACACGGAUUUUGCGACGCGAGCGACUUCGGAUACGGAGCGUGUCUGUAUAUUCGAUCGACGGGAAGAGGCAGCGGUAUUAUCAGUAAAUUGUUAUGUGCCAAGUCAAGAGUCGCACCGGUAAAACCUGUUACUAUACCGCACCUCGAACUUUGCGGCGCAUUAUUGUUAGCAAGGUUACAUCGCGAAGUUAGUCACGCGCUAAAUUUCGUGCCCGAUAGAACGAUUUUUUGGUGCGAUUCAACCAUUGUAAUACAUUGGUUGAAGACGUCGCCUCAUCGACUUAAAACUUACGUGGCGAAUCGUGUCGUCGAAGUACAAGAGUUAACCAAGUCGAUUGAGUGGCGACAUAUUAGAUCGGAAGACAAUCCGGCCGACGCGAUCUCAAGGGGUCAACUACCUCACGCCUUUUUGCAAAAUAAAAUAUGGCAUACCGGACCUUCGUGGUUAAUCAGAAACGAGAAUGAGUGGCCCGGCACCGAUACUCAAAUGAUUGACAUACCCGAAUUAAAAGGGAACACUUGCUUGAUGACGGCCUUUAAGGAUCUCGAUAUACUUAAAAAAUAUUCUUCAUAUUCGAAGUUAUGUAGAAUUGUUGCCUACUGUUUCCGAUGGCGUCCCGCUAACAAAUACGCCGGGUCAUUGUGCGCAAGGGAAAUUGAUGAAGCUGAAGGUCGCGUAUUAAAGGUCAUUCAAACAUCAGAAUUCGCUGACGAAAUAAAACUUCUUCAAGCCAAGCAUUCGAUGUCCAAAG
This is a messenger RNA of Vollenhovia emeryi, 1477 nucleotides long. RefSeq lists its product as uncharacterized. NCBI's taxonomy places the organism in Eukaryota, Metazoa, Arthropoda, Insecta, Hymenoptera, Formicidae. The annotation marks the transcript as partial. The record is from RefSeq and is a predicted model, not a curated record. The transcript has a single exon.